GAUAGUUGUUCUAGGCUUGUAAAAGUGAAUUUGGUUAUUCAGAUAUAAAUAUCCUCGCCGGUUGCUUUUUAUCUUAAUUUAUUUAGUUAAUAUUAAACUUUUGCUUUGCGCUGAAAGAAACGUCUCCUAUUUGUUAAUACAUACCUAACAGGAGAAUUCCCCAGUCAUCAACAAUUUUCAACAUGGCUUCUUCUAGAGGAAUGGCUCUUUAUGCAGAUGAACAGCAGAAGAUGAGGUUCCAAGUCGAAUUGGAAUUUGUUCAAUGCCUGGCUAAUCCUAAUUACCUGAAUUACUUGGCACAGCGAGGAAAUUUUAAGGAGCCAACGUUCAUAAACUAUCUGAAGUACCUGCUGUACUGGAGGGAGCCCGAGUAUGCCAAGUAUUUGAAGUAUCCACAAUGUUUGCACAUGUUGGAUUUGCUGCAGUACGAAUCUUUCAGACAAGAACUCAUGAAUACUCACUGUGCACGUUUCAUCGAGGAUCAACAGCUGCUACACUGGCAACAUUACCUGAGAACGAGGACGAAGUUGGUGCAAGAGCAAGCAGAUCUGAUUUCAAAAUCUACACAGCCAGUCACAACCACGCAAACACCCACCAAUACUAACUCCACAUCUCUUUCAAACCAAUCUAACAUUUCACAGAAUUUUAUGUCACCCAUAACACCAAAUAUAUUUUUAAAAUAAUUAUUUUGUCGAAUAUUAUGUUAUUUGGACUUAAAGAUAUCUACUUAAUCUCAAAAUAUAGCAUUUGGAUUCGCGGUUCGAUAAAAUGCUAUGAAUUGUCGAUAUUUAUUUCAGCAUAUCUUUUAUUUCUUUGACUUUUUCUUUAAAUAAGAUCAGUUAAAAAUUUCUCAGCUUCAGUUGAAUGCAAUGUAUAUAGUAUAACACUAAUUUUUUACUUGUUUUAUAUUUAUAUCUAACAAGUUAUUCCUCUUUUGAUUUCUUAAUCUUUGUAAAUAAACUGGCA
Helobdella robusta is the source of this 966-nucleotide messenger RNA. RefSeq lists its product as hypothetical. Gene Ontology annotation, molecular function: transcription coregulator activity. Gene Ontology annotation, cellular component: mediator complex; core mediator complex. Lineage: Eukaryota; Metazoa; Annelida; Clitellata; Rhynchobdellida; Glossiphoniidae. Gene Ontology annotation, biological process: regulation of transcription by RNA polymerase II. Bases 183 to 683 code for a protein of 166 amino acids. The record is from RefSeq and is a predicted model, not a curated record. The transcript is spliced from 4 exons.